Messenger RNA from Acanthosepion pharaonis, 708 nucleotides. NCBI's taxonomy places the organism in Eukaryota, Metazoa, Mollusca, Cephalopoda, Sepiida, Sepiidae. The record is from the annotation of a GenBank genome assembly.
AUGCAGAAUAUUUGCCGGCAUUAUGAAAUAUUUAUUUCAACAUCUUUCAACCUCUUGAAAGUCCAGAAGAGAUUCAAAGAAUUCUUUCUCAAAUAUUAUUAUUUCAUUUAUUUUAUUUCUAUAUUCGAUUAUUUCUUUCAUUCUCUUCUACGUUUCUCUCUUAUUUUCUUUCUCUUUUAUCUCUUAAUUUUUUCUUUCUCUUUCUUUCCGGCUUUUCUUUAUUCCCUUCCUUCUCUUCUAGUUCUCUUUCUUAUUUUCUUCCUUUUCUUCAUUUUUUUUCUUUCUCGUUUCCAUUCUUUCUCGUCGACUUUUCUCUCUCAUUACUUUCUUUCUCUUCUACGAUUCUCUCUUAUUUUCUUUCUUUCUCUUUUUCUUUUAUCUCUUAUUUCCUUCUUUCUCUCCGAUCUUUCUUUUUUUCCUUCUUUCUCUUCUAGUUUUCUCUCUCAUUUCCUUCUUUUUCUUCAUCUUUUCUCUUUUAUUUCCUUCUUUUUCUUCAUCUCUCAUUUUCUUCUUUUUCUUCAUCUUUUAUUUCCUUCUUUCUCUCUGACUUUUCUCUCUCAUUUCUUUCUUUCUACUUUUCUCUCUCAUUUCCCUUUUUCUCUUCUUUCCUUUAUUUCCUUCAAUCUUUCUUUCCUGUUUACUUAUUUUCUUAAUUUAUUCUUUCUACUUUAUUUCUCUACAUUCAUUUAUAUUCUUUCUAUAUUCUAA